GAACAGGGGAGCAUCUUCGAGUAGGAGAAGUGAAUCAAGAACAGGAUCUUCCAGGAGCACUCGAGAGGAUGUUGAAGCCUCGUCUCCGUCACACAAAAUAAAGGGUGCAAGGAAACAACGAGAAGAUGUCGCUACCAAGAGCGUCAAUGACCACCUUAACGACCGCG
Molecule: messenger RNA, 167 nt
Organism: Amoebophrya sp. A120
Lineage: Eukaryota; Dinophyceae; Syndiniales; Amoebophryaceae
Source: the annotation of a GenBank genome assembly